AUGCUGGCUCCGUUCGAAUACUUUCAGCAGCGUCGAAUAAGAAACUUCAAGAGAGAGCAGCGCGCACAGCGCAUAGCCAGUCUCCCGUCAGUCUACCACUCCGCCUUCUCCGCUUUUGACAAGUCCGUCAUCGACAGGCCAAUUGAGGAGCUGGUCCAGGAUGUGCAAAAGGGCGUCAUCUCGCCUCUGCAACUCUUGCACACUUACGGCAAGGUAGCAGUGAAGGCUCAUGAGAAGACAAACUGCAUAACGGAGCUGCUGCUUCCUGAGGCGGAGGAAUGGGCUAAAUCGGAAAUAAAUACCAAGGGGCCUCUGGCGGGCAUCCCUGUCUCGUUGAAGGAUACGUUGCAGGUUAAAGGCUUUGACAUCAGUUUGGGAUAUGCGAGUCUUGCGAAGAAGCCAUAUAAGGAAGAUGGCGGAGUUGUGAGGUUGUUGAAGGAUGCUGGCGCAAUUCCAUAUGCAAAGACCAAUUUGCCUGUUACAUUAUUGUCCUUUGAAUCUAGCAAUCCCCUCUGGGGCCCGUGUCUGAACCCACAUGUCCCGCAGUAUUCCCCUGGCGGCUCCACAGGAGGUGAAGCGGCCCUUCUUGCAUCUGGUGGGCGGAUUGGCAUUGGCUCCGAUGUUGCUGGAUCUGUUCGUGUUCCUGCAGCUUGGAGCGGUGUAUACUCCCUUCGUUGCAGCACUGGAAGAUGGCCAAAAGCUGGCAUGAACACAAGCAUGGCAGGACAAGAAGGCGUGCCAAGUGUUUUCAGUCCAAUGGCACGAACCUUGAAUGAUUUGACGUAUUUCACCCGCGCAAUUAUAGGCAUGCAACCCUGGAAGUACGAUCACUCGGUUCAUCCGAUUUCAUGGAGAUCGGAGCAGGAGGAGGAAGUGAAAUCAAAGAAAUUGAGGAUUGGAGAGUUUGUCCCACCCACACCGGCAAUUGACCACGCCCUUGGCACCACAGCCUCCGCCCUCUCCGCUGCCGGCCACACCCUCAUCAACAUCACCCCACCUCCAACCGCCAGCCCUCUCAUCGGCCUCCGCCUCGCCUCCCUCCUCCUCAACUCCGAUGGCUGCGCCACCUUCAACUCCCACUUCUUAGCUGGUGAAUCCAGCGACCCCGGCGCAGCCCAACUGACCAAAUACGCCAAGCUCCCCCGACCCCUCCGGUACCUCUACUAUCUCUAUGUUCGCUACAUCAAGCGCGACAGCACCUGGGCAUACCUGCUCAAAGACUUCGGCCCCAAAUCCAGCACCGAGCAAUGGAAGCUAGUUUCGCAGCGCGAAGCCUUCCGCGCAACCUGGCAUAGCUGGUGGAGCUCGCCGGAACAAGGGUACGACUUCAUCCUGUGUCCUGUCAACGCGACGCCGGCGCUGCCGCACGGCGCGAUGAAAGAUGCCGUGUCCAGCUGCGGCUACACGUUUCUGUGGAACUUGCUUGAUUACUCUUGCGGCGUGCUGCCGGUGGGUCGUGUGGAUGCGAUUGUGGAUGCGAUUGAUCGUUCGCCGACGAAGAGUGCGCGAGAGAAGAAGAAUGCAUAUAAGAGGGUGCUGAGGGAAUCUGGGGCGGAUAAUGCGGUUGCGAUGGGGGCGUGGAAGUAUUAUGAUUCGGAGAAGAUGCAUGGGUUGCCGACUGCGGUGCAGAUUGUGGGUAGGAGGUGGGAGGAGGAGAGGGUUUUGGGGUUCAUGGAGGUGGUGGAGAGGGCGUUGGAAGGGUAUAGGGGUCCUGACGGGGAAGGGGGGAAGUAUCGGAUGUUGGAGAUUGAUUGA
Molecule: messenger RNA, 1755 nt
Organism: Paracoccidioides lutzii Pb01
Product: fatty-acid amide hydrolase
Exons: 4
Coding region: 1-1755 (584 amino acids)
Biological process (GO): fatty acid catabolic process
Molecular function (GO): fatty acid amide hydrolase activity; amidase activity
Source: RefSeq, a predicted model, not a curated record